This is a messenger RNA of Anthostomella pinea, 2355 nucleotides long. NCBI's taxonomy places the organism in Eukaryota, Fungi, Ascomycota, Sordariomycetes, Xylariales, Xylariaceae. The record is from the annotation of a GenBank genome assembly.
AUGGCUGCGAAGGGUCGAGGGAACGAGGACGUGGACGUGGACGUGUACGCCACACUGCUCUUGAGCGACACAUACUUGCCUGGCGCUCUGGUGCUGGCGCAUUCCCUGAGAGAUGCUGGUACCACCAAACAGCUGGCCGUUCUGGUCACCCUCGACACUGUCUCUGCCGAAGCCAUAUCGGAGCUCAAGACUGUAUACCACCAUGUCAUUCCUGUCAGCCGAAUCCGAAACCACCAGCCCGACAAUUUACACCUAAUGAACCGAGCCGACCUCCACUCCGCCUUCACCAAGAUCAAUCUCUGGAAGCAGAUGCAGUUCCGCAAGAUUGUCUACAUCGACGCCGAUGUUGUCGCCUAUCGAGCUCCCGACGAGCUCUUCGACAUAGCACACCACUUCUCCGCCGCCCCAGACACAGGCUGGCCCGACCUGUUCAAUACCGGUGUCAUGGCUCUUACUCCGAACAUGGGCGACUACUAUGCUAUGAUGGCCAUGGCAGAGAGGAACAUCUCAUUCGAUGGCGCCGACCAGGGCCUCAUCAAUAUGCACUUUCAGAAUAACUAUAACCGUAUCAGUUUUACCUACAACGUAACUCCGUCCGCCCAUUACCAAUAUCUACCGGCCUAUCGUCAUUUCCAGUCGACUAUCAACAUGGUCCACUUCAUCGGCUCCGACAAGCCGUGGUUCAACGGGCGCCACGCAAGCAAUGGGAGCUCUCCCUUCGACCAGAUGACUGGCAGAUGGUGGGCCGUCUAUGAUCGACAUUAUCGAGAACCUUCGCCGAGACUCGCGCCUUCUAUACCCCAGGAAACUUCCAGCAGCACUUUCAACGCCCAGUCACCUUCGGAGCUGGUGCAGUAUCUCACCAAGGGAGAAUACCAGCCAAAGCCCGCUCAUCUGGGAUUGACCAGUAAGCCUCUUAAUGAUGACCGACGUGAUCAUGAGCAAACGUCCCAGCAUCCACAGCAUGCGCCUUCAGAUUACCGUGGUGCUCCCCAUCCCGAAGCGCAAGGCCACCAUGACCGAGACCAAGCUCAUGGUCACGAGGGUCUUCAGUCUGGAGGCACCGUCCGGCAGGCUGAGUCAUCUAGUUCUGGUUUUAGCGAGUCGAUUUCGUCUGCAAGUAAUGUUGAGGGAAGUCAAGCUGAGGCUCGCGAAGGGCAAAUUGAAGCGCCUGCCGCCCCUUGGGCCCCGUCCGAACCGGAGCAGAAGCCAGAGCCAUUCCAGCCUUCCAUGGCAAGCUGGGACGCUCAAAGACAUGCGCCCCCGACACACUCGAAACCGGAAGCCGAGAACUUCCCCAUCGCUAUAUACCAAAUGUCUCAGGAUUCUGCUCCGUUUGUCGCUCCCCAACGAUACCCUAGCCCUCCGAGGAACAUGUGGUACGAAGUUUCCAAGGACCCUCCCGCUCCUCCCAAGCCUAUCUUUCCUUGGGAGACUCAGCAAGCGAAAGCAUCACGCGUAUUUGCCGACGAACCGAAAGGCGCGAGUGGCGCUUAUGGUACACCUACGGGUGAGCACCGGCCCUCUCCUGUCCUUCAACCGUCGACUGAGUCUUCUAUCGUAGAAUCGUCUACCGUUCAGCAAAAGGACGAGCCAGUCACGCCCAUAACCCCGACCAUCCAUAUCACGCCGUCGGACCCUUGGACCACGUACACGCGGACUAAUGCAUGGGACGAAGUACCAGCGAUCGAGCGGUACGUCGAUUCUAUGCAGAAGCACCGGCGUUCGCAGAGUCUAAAGUCCCCCGGCGUGAUCGCGAUGCCCAGUCCUGGCGAAGGCGUUGAUGAGAUCGCCUGGAGGCGGCAAGGGAAGAAGCUCACCGACUUCCCGAGCGAAGUAGAGCGUCCCAGCCUGCCAGUUACUCCAGCACCCAUCCGUCGAGCCAAGUUCUGGGGUGGGGUUGGCCCUGGCAUCGGCGAUGGCGAUGACGACCCACAUCUGCCUGCCGCCGAGGGCGUGCCAGCGCAGAGCGAAUGGGAUUCUGCGGCACAGCUUCGGAAACUGGCUGAGCAACACUCCGAUGCAGUGCUACAAAAACUCGGCAGUGGUUCUGGUCGAGACAGCAGUGAUUAUCCUCCGAGGGCACUGCCUUUUGGUUCUGAAGAGCUGGUGUCCCCGACGUAUGUGGCACAUACCGCCAACGUGUUGAGCCCGCAGCCGGUGAAAGGUCGCGCAAGCUCCAGCGCCGUUCGCAUGAUUGAUCCUGAGACGACGUCUCCAGGCCCGUCACAACCCAGAGAGCUUCUUCCCAAAAUAACCACAAUACCUGGUCCGAGUUACUCAGGUCCCGGUCCGGCUUUCGAGAAGGGCGAGAACUCCUCCUCAUCGCGAGAUUCGACGGCUACUGGGAAGUAG